ACUUUUCCGACCACAGAGCCCUUCUCCCUCACAGGAUAAUUAUAGCACACUGUCAUCCCACAAUUAACACACACACAUAGAAGUAAAAACUCUCAGGCUAGACCCACCAUAUAAAAGACAGUCAGACAGACAAAAGCCACACCAGACCUAACACAAACAGUGAGAAAGGUUCUGAGGCUUGAGAGUGGAUUCAUACGGCGUUUUGAAUAAGGACAGCACAAAACUACUUUAUUUAUUAACUCGGUGCUCAUUGUAUCACUUCAAAGCUCUGACUGGAUAUCAAUUUGAGGCAAAGAAACCUUCUAAACACUAAUGAGUGCGACCAACUCCUCUGCCUAUCGAUCGGAGCGCAGUUUCCACCAGACAUCCUCCUCAUCUUCAUCCUCAACCUCAACAAACCCGUACAUGGAGAAGAGCCGAGGACUCUUCGCUGAGGACUUUGGAUCUUUCAUGUGUCCAAAAGAUGCUUUGGGAUUUCCAAACAGAACAGAAACAGAUGGAAACAUCAAGACUCUGGGAGACACAUAUCAAUUCACAGUGGAUGUCCGAGACUUCUCACCUGAGGAUGUGAUUGUCACCACCUCAAACAAUCAGAUUGAAGUUCAUGCUGAAAAGCUUGCUACUGAUGGAACAGUGAUGAACACUUUUACCCAUAAAUGCCAGCUACCAGAGGAUGUAGACCCCACCUCGGUGAAGUCAUGUUUAGGGGCUGAUGGGACUCUCACUAUAAAAGCACAGAGAAACACUGCAAAACUGGAGCACGCACAGACGUUCCGCACAGAGAUCAAAAUUUAGAUCUUUCCUCUCCUGCUGUAUCUGUUUCUCUGUGAUAAAUGACCUUAAUAAUAGUUGGUUAGUCCUGCUUUGUCAUUCCUCCAUGACCUUCUCUCAUUUCUUCUCAUUAGACUUGAGUGGAACUUAAUCCUGUCAGAUGUAUUCGAAACAUUUAAGACAAAUGCACUGCUAACGUCAAUUCCCUGCUAAAUACAUAUCACCUUACAAUAUACAGUGGGGUCCAAAAGUCUGAGACCACAUUGAACAUCUGUGAGUCAAAAUCCAAUUUAAAUCUGCAAAGAAAGAGAAUAUUUUAGGGUUUUGACAGUAAGAAAGAAAAAUAUGUCUUUAAAUUAAUAAGAAAGGUUUCAAUUCUGCAUUUCGAUGUCACUAAACUUAAUCAAAUUUGUUACAUUGAUCACGUGGCUCUUUCUGCAAACACUCAGAUGUUCUUGCUUCAGUUGAAGUUCAAGAUGCUCUUUGAGUCAUUUAAAUCAUGCUGGAGAACAUAAGCAUCAGGUUUUAAACAAACUUGUGAAGUUCAUGUAGCUCAAAUACUGCUGUCAUGAAAUGAAAAGGAUACCAAAAUACCAAAUACUAAGAUAUUUUCAAAAAGUUAACUUUUCACUCAACUUUUUUUGCUGAUAAUAUCAUUUGUAAUGCAUUUAAAAGCAAUUUUAGUAGUAGUUGUCUCAGACAUUUGGAGCUCAUUGUAAGUAUGACAAACAAUUAGAACAGAAACCUAUUAAUUGAACUGAUUGUUAUUGUUAUUAAAAGGUAUAUUUUCUAACUGUAAAACUAUGUUGUGUUGGGUGAAUAAAACACUGUUUUAGAACCGAAUAAAACCAGAACACCU
Molecule: messenger RNA, 1630 nt
Organism: Sinocyclocheilus anshuiensis
Lineage: Eukaryota; Metazoa; Chordata; Actinopteri; Cypriniformes; Cyprinidae
Product: heat shock protein beta-7-like
Exons: 3
Coding region: 313-795 (160 amino acids)
Biological process (GO): heart development
Cellular component (GO): nucleus; cytoplasm
Source: RefSeq, a predicted model, not a curated record